UUAUGAACUCACAAUCGCGUAGCUUUUCAUAAUUUGCUAAAUUUGUAUAGGAUGCAAAUCAAUUUAUUUUUAUUAAGAAUCCUUUAAAAUAAUCGUAUUAUUUGAAAGUCUAAAUUUAUUUUUAUAAUUCACCAAAGUUCUACACUUUAAACUAUAACGUCGGAUUAGUUUCAUGUUUGAAAAUUGAAGGCGUAAUGGAUUUUGAAAACACUGCUACCGUUUUAGAAGAAACAGAACAGGUUAUACGAGAAUGCUUCAAUCAAUUCCAAUUAGACGAAGUGUUCCUAUCGUUCAAUGGCGGGAAAGACUGCACGGUUUUGUUAGACGUCACAAUAAACGUAUUAAAAGAUUUAUACAAAAGAGAUGAUAUAGCAAAAGACGUUAAAAUCGUAUACAUAAGAACAAUUGGUCCGUUCAAGGAAAUUGAAAAUUUUGUAAAACAAAUAGAGAAGCAUUAUGGUGUUAAAAUAAUAGUAACGGAGGGAGAAAUUAAGACGACACUACAAAGGACAAUGGAGCAGGAUAGCAAAUUAAAAGCAUGCUUAUUAGGAACGAGACGAACAGAUCCGUACAGCGAACGAUUGAAAUUCAUGCAGAAAACAGAUACCAACUGGCCACAGAUUGUGAGAGUAUCACCAUUAUUAAAUUGGAGUUAUCAUCAGAUAUGGAGUUACAUCCUGCAGAGACAAGUGCCCUAUUGUAGCCUUUAUGACAUAGGAUAUACAUCAAUAGGGAGCAUUCAUAAUACAUGGCCCAAUCCCGCACUCGCAUACAAAGACCCUUACGGCCGAAUGAUCUAUCGACCUGCAUGGAUGCUCGCUGACCCGGCCCUAGAGAGAGCUGGGCGAGGUACAAAUAAUAUUAACGUAAAUGAACACGCAGUACAAAGCCCUAUAGAUAAAUGCCACAUAGGUGAAGUAAAAUCAGAUGUCUCAUGAUAUGACUUAAAUCGGCUCAAUUUGAAUUUUGAACGUAACUUGGUAACAUCUAGAUUUUUUUGUACACUAAAAUUGACUUAUGACGUUUGGCAAGUGACGACAGUUUCGUCCCUAAAACUAACUAAAUAGACAUUAAAAGUAAUAUUGCCUUAUGACUAAAAAAAAAUUAAUAUUAAAAAUUUUUUUUUAAUACGCUUAUCUAUGCAAAAUUUCGUAUUUAUGCUGUUGACCAUUUAAGAUUUCCUUCAUUGGGAGCCAAUCUUGAAUGUAAAUUAUGUUACCAUAAGCAAAUAUUUCAUUAUUAAUUUACUAAUUGGUAAAAUUUCAGCUCCGUAGUAUAAGAAGGGGUUCCAAUAUAGCUUGUAAAAUUUUACUUGAACUGAAAAACAUUGCAAAUUAAAAAAACAUUGUAAACACUACUUCAGCUAUCAACUGACGGACAAAAUUAACUUAUAUUUCUAGUUCACCGAGGUUUAUAGGUUGUAUUAUUUUUUGUAAAUGUCUGCAUUUUUGUACUCGAACAAUCAUAAAAACAUAGUGUGAUAAUGUUUAUAGUUAACUUAUUUAUUAAUGAUUUCAUUUCGCCUUUAGUCAAUUUACUGUUUUUUUUUUUAUUAUAAUCUAUCACUACCUCCUUUAAAAACAAGUAUAUACUUUAAAUGUAUCUCUAAUUUAAAGUAUAAUUUAUAUUUAAAUUUUAUAGAACAGGUUCUUAAUUUGAAUGUUACUUAAAUGUAUGUGUAAUUGAAACUCAAAUGUACUUAAUACUCUCACUAAGCAAAUAACCUCUGAACAUUUUUAAUAAUUUGUAAUAUGGCGCUUAAUAUCUAUUACAUGAAAAAUGUACUGAUUAAAAAUAAACAUCACUUAAUAAGUCAUGAAUAAAUUACAUGUAAUUUUCAAAACACUGAAUAAUCCUAAAUGUUAAUUUGCAUUAAUUUAAUUUAAUUUUACUGAAUUAAAAUUAAAAAAAAAUGUAUACUUAUUAAUAUUAAUUUUUAUAUUAAAAUCACAUUGCUCCACUAUUUUUUUUGUAUAUUAUAAUUGAAACCCCUAAAUUACAUUAAUUAGUAUUAAGUAAGCGCUAAAAUGACAAAUGACUAGUUGUUAUUUUUAUUAGGAAGUCAGACUGACAAAUGUACCUGACAUUAAGUGGCUACGUUCAAACUCUUCAAAGAUACUGGUGGAGUAACAAAUAGAAUCUUAACCCGGUCAAGUCACAGCCAACCACUAACUUGAGAUUUUAUAUCCCUUGUGCCAAUAUUUACACUUGCCUUUAACCUUUUCAACUGGAAAAGCAAUUCUGUUUGGCGUUUGAAUAAAUGCUGAGUUGGUUAUAUAAAAAACCUGGAUGACUUUGACAUUAAGUGGAACAGUUUAUAUGGCGAUUGAAAGCUUACGUACAUCACUAAUAAUGUUGAAUUGAACUCAAUUGUUACCAAAAAUUAAAUUUCUAUUAUGUCAAGAAUUUGUUCCUGUUUUGAAACUGAUAAUUUGAAAGUCAUAUUUUUGUUAAGUUGUGCUGGAAUUUUGAACCAACAAUGGGAUUGAUUGUACCAAGUGCGGGUGGAUGACUAAAUCUUUGACAGUUCUCUUAUAUUACGGCCAAUAACUGACGAUAGUAUAUAGACCAGAAUGCUUUGAAAAUGCAGCCUGAGUAGCAUCGCUGAGUCCAUGUGUGCGUUGAAAAGUAAACCUCAUUGCGAAUAAUCUCAAUAGGUAAUGGUAAUGUAUGAAAAUAUAAAUCGAAUUGUUUUAAAUGAGUACUUUAUUUUAUUAUUAGUUGAAUAAUAUUAAACAGAAUUUGAUCCUUUUACCGAUAACGAGCGAUCUGUAGAUUGGUGUUGCCAUAAAGGUUUGAAUGAUUUUUUUUUUUAAUAAACUAUUAAAGUUAGACUUAAGAGUUAAAUUUGUGUAAAAUAUUCUUCAAAAACGGCUUCGAAACUCCUUUGAACUUUUUUUAAGGGAAGCGGACAGCUAAACUUAGCCAUCGUACAUAGAGGCGCUCUAAGAAAUAUUCACCAUUCCUUAAACCAUCAAUGUGCCACUAUUCACUAACAUUGGAAACUAUGAUGUUAUGUGCCUCUUAUCUACAAGUUCACUGGCUCUCUUACGCUCACGCCAACCGGAUCACAACAAUACCUAAGUAUUGCUGUUAGGCGAUAGGGGGUGGUACCUUCAGGAUAUGAAGGGCUUGCACAAAGUCCUACCACCAAGUUUAUUUCGUUUUUCCUUUUAAUCACGCACAUUUCAAAAUGCAUCCAUAUAAAUUAAAGAUACUUAUGCCGGUAACAGCCUAAAUUUUGUUGUAACGAUAUUUCAAUGUAAUUAACAAUUUGAAUACGAUUCAAUUAUUUAUAUUGAGAUAUAAUAUGAUUUAAUUAUUUAUAUUAUUUUAACCGUCCAUAGGUAUUUUAGUAUGCAGCUCUG
Messenger RNA from Nymphalis io (European peacock), 3368 nucleotides. Its product is annotated as FAD synthase-like. Gene Ontology annotation, molecular function: FMN adenylyltransferase activity. The coding region runs from base 195 to 938 and encodes 247 amino acids. The record is from RefSeq and is a predicted model, not a curated record. The transcript has 5 exons. Lineage: Eukaryota; Metazoa; Arthropoda; Insecta; Lepidoptera; Nymphalidae. Gene Ontology annotation, biological process: FAD biosynthetic process.